UCGGAAUAUCUGGGAUUAAGGAUGAAAGUGCAUCAUUGGAGUCCAACCAGAAAAGUGGAGGUGUUGAUCGUGUUGAUUGACUCAUAAUUUACUUCAAACGUUCUGCGAGCCAAAGCCAACUAGAACAUUUAUUAUUUUUUCCCUGAAAAAUGAUCAUUCUGUACUACGUAUAUAUGAACAUCCCUGAUGUAAACGUUCUUAUGUCAACGUAUGUUGGUAUGAUUGCAGUUAAUGGCUGUAUGGGUGUGUUGUUAGUAUAAGCAAGUGUGAUAUUAUCAUCAUAGUAUUAUUUGAUAUAAUUAGAAUGUUUGGUUUCGAAAUAGGUUAGAAGUGUAAAGUGACUAUUGUCGUGUUUUAGUAAAAAAUUCAAGUUUGAAGAAUGAAUUUCAUUUCCAAGACGAGCGUAAGUGAGCCACUGAUGAAACCAAUUACGUUGCCGGAUCCGGUUCCAGAGAACGUUAUUGAGGAUAGACGGCUAUGGAUAGGGAAUUUGGAUCAUAGGGUUACUGAGUACCACCUCCUAAAACUUGUGCAAAAAUAUGGCACCAUUGAGAAGUUUGACCUCCUUUUUCACCGCUCAGGACCUUCAGCAGGGCAGCCUCGAGGUUAUGCUUUUGUAACUUAUUCAGCUAAGAAUGAUGCAACAAAAGCUAAAGAUGCCCUUGAUGGAAUGAUGCUAGGAUGCAAGAGGGUGGUUGUGAGAUGGGCCAACAGUGUCAGCAAGGAAGAAUUAGAUAGGCCAAAACCGGAAUUGGUGAUACCUGCAUUGGCUGGGGCAAAAAGUGAGACAAAACUCAGUCGACAGACUGCAAUCCAGGCUAUUGAAGCCAAGUUAAAGAUGAUGGAACACAGUUCAGUUAAUGACUUUGAGGUGAACAAUGCUCCGACAGGAAGCUUGUUUGCACCACAGCGCCUUCAUGUAACACAAGCCUCAACAGCAAGAUACCGAUCAAGAGGAAGAUAUGAUUCAAGACCAUAUAGAAGACCCUCAAAGCUUCGAAGAUGAUCUUCUAAUUGUAUUACUUCUUUAGACAUUAGAUUCUCGUUUAUGGAACUUGAAUUAUUAUAAUUUUAUUUAAAAAUGUUUACAAUGUAAGCACUGUAUUACAUGAAGCUUAUGGGUCUUCUGGGAUGACAGUGUGUACUUGGCAGUUGGGUAUUAAUGUUUCAGAGCAACGUGUCGUCUCUGUCCUCGACCUUUGAAAUGGAGGUAGCAGGUUUCUCCAAAACACUGGUACUUCUCCACAGCACCAUGUCCCAGGAUACUAUAAUUUUAAUAUCCACUACCAUGAGAACCUCAGUUCUGACACUAUUAUAUGUUGAUAACUGCACGUUUCUCUUAAGGAUACAUUUAACAGUCAUAUACACAGUGUUUAGAAUGUAUACAUGGGUUACUUAAAAAAUUUUUGGGGGGUAAACAUGUUACAAUGAAGAAAGUUCAGAAUAUACUUAUGAAAGGGCAUGAUAUACCCCUCCAAUUGGCUUAGUCAGAUCAGGUUAAUGUGAAGGGGCGUAGGUAUAAUAGGCAAGAAAAAUUGCACAUUAUGGAAUGACUUUUUUUUCAUUCUUUAAUCCUCAAAAAAUUCAAUUGUGAUUAAGAAAUAAAAAAUUCAGUGUGAGUUUCAUAAAAUUCGAUGCACAGUUGCCUGGUCAAUCCCUGUAUGUCUCUCUAACUCCUUCAGAGACCAGCGCCUAUCUUCCUCCAUGCACUGGACGACCACAGCAUGAGAAACAUCGGCACGAACGGACGCAGCGCAUCCACGACGUUGCAAGUCAGCACUUGCUUCUCUUCCACGUUGGAAUGCUUCUAUCCAGCUUGCAACAGUUCUGUAUGGUAGAGCAUGAUCACCCAGAGCUUCCACAAGCUCUGAGUGACAUUCAGUCACAUUUCUUCCGUGAAGCAGUGCUGUUUUCACAUAACAACGCUGUUCCAGCCGGCUAACGUUCACUCUCAACGAAGGUUAUGAUCACACUGACGUCGUGCUGGACUCGCUUUGUUGUCCUUGGACUUCCGCAUCAUCUAGCGGCAUCAUUAGAAAUCAAGACAUUGCUGUUGCUCAGCGGCAAAUUUGGAGAUUCCGGUCGAAUUUUCAGAAAUAUUAUGCUGCCAUGCCUUUUGAAGUAACCCACAUAUAAUUAAAAUUUCCUGCAUAUGAAGGUAUUUCUGCCCAUACCAAAAUACCUGCACAGUUCCUAGAACUAUAACCUGGCUGCAAAAAUAAUCUAUGACUCCACCUGCAUGUGAAAUAGCAACCCCCCAACCUGGGGAGAAGGUAGCAUUUCAACAGAUCUUAAUUUCAACUUUAGAGUGUGAAAAUGCAAUCAGGAAGACUGGUAGUGAAAUAGUGCUUACAAAUAAAACAAGUGGGAGAAACAUAGGGACCAAUGAUAUAAUCACCCAGCAGGCAAUUCUACACAAUGAGAACUGAUGCUUAUUCCUUGUAACUCACAUAAUGGCCAUGGUUUAUGCUAACCGUCUUACAGUGUAUACACUUUUUCAGCAGUACAACGCGUGCAGUAACAGGAGCAAAAC
Cryptotermes secundus is the source of this 2533-nucleotide messenger RNA. Its product is annotated as probable RNA-binding protein 18. The transcript has 5 exons. Lineage: Eukaryota; Metazoa; Arthropoda; Insecta; Blattodea; Kalotermitidae. The record is from RefSeq and is a predicted model, not a curated record. Gene Ontology annotation, molecular function: RNA binding. The coding region runs from base 380 to 1006 and encodes 208 amino acids.